UAUUGCGUCAGCUCUAAUAUAUGAACCGUAACACUCCGGUUGAAGUCCCGAAGAAGCUUUUCCUGAAAGCUGUAAAGGAGGCAUUACGAACCCAGCAGCUAAACACCCACAUCCGGAAAGACUUUACGCAUCCAAGACGCUGGGACGCAAAACUGCUGGAGCUGUGACAUAAAGCGACUCAGGAGAAAGAGAGAGACAGUACCAGACCUCCAACCUCCAAGUCAAGCUCUUAAAGAGAGAAAGCCACUCUAUCUUCAACAAAACAUUGAAAGUUGACGUUCUUUUGACCGAUCAAGACCCUCAAAAUGACUGACUUUUAAGCGAAGGCACCGGGAGACCUCGAGGAAGUUCGUCACCGCUUUCAACUUUGACAAAAAGAAGCGCACAGAGACAAAGAAUCUGAAUAUUUCCCUGACCUCGCAGCCAUGGACUCGGGAAAGAAAAUAACGUUCCCGCUGAUGAUGAGCGUCGGAACAGCCGUGAUUGGUUCGCUGCAGUUCGGCUACAACACCGGUGUCAUCAACGCCCCUCAGAAUGUUAUUGAGAAAUUCAUCAAUGAGACGUGGUUUGAUCGCUACCAGGAGCAGAUCACCAAAAGCUCCCUCACUGCCAUCUGGUCGAUCGCUGUCUCCAUUUUCUCUGUCGGCGGCAUCUUUGGCUCCUUCUCUGUUGGACUCUUUGUCAACCGCUUUGGAAGGAGGAACUCCAUGCUCAUGGCCAACGUCCUGGCCUUCAUCGCUUCUGCUCUGAUGGGCUUUGCAAAGAUGGCGAGCUCCUGGGAAAUGCUGAUCGCUGGUCGUUUUGUGGUUGGCCUAUUCUCCGGCCUCUCCACAGGCUUUGUGCCCAUGUAUGUGGGUGAGGUUUCACCGACAUCCCUCAGAGGAGCUCUGGGCACUCUCCACCAGCUGGGCAUCGUGGUCGGCAUCCUCAUCGCACAGGUGUUUGGAAUGGAGGCAAUCAUGGGCAACGAUGAUCUGUGGGGACUUCUCCUGGGAUUCAUCUUCAUCCCUACAGUGGCGCAGUGCAUCCUGUUACCUCUCUGCCCGGAGAGCCCGCGCUACCUGCUCAUCAACAAGAACGAAGAGAACAAGGCCAAGAAUGUGCUGAAGAAGCUCAGAGGCACCACAGAUGUGAGCGCCGACAUGCAGGAGAUGAAGGAGGAGAGCCGGCAGAUGAUGAGGGAGAAGAAGGUGACCAUCCCGGAGCUUUUCCGCUCGCCUCUCUACCGCCAGCCGCUCUUGGUUGCCGUCAUCCUUCAGCUGUCUCAGCAGCUGUCUGGCAUCAACGCUAUCUUCUACUACUCCACACGUAUCUUUGAGAAAGCUGGAGUCGCGCAGCCUGUUUAUGCAACUAUUGGAGCCGGUGUAGUAAACACAGCUUUCACUGUGGUGUCGCUGUUUGUUGUAGAGCGAGCUGGUCGUAGGUCUCUGCACCUGCUGGGGCUGCUGGGAAUGGCUGGAUCUGCCAUCUUAAUGACUAUCGCCUUGGCUCUAUUGGACCAGCUGAAAUGGAUGUCAUAUUUGAGCAUCGUGGCCAUCUUCUCCUUUGUCGCCUUCUUCGAGAUCGGGCCGGGUCCCAUCCCCUGGUUCAUCGUGGCUGAGCUGUUCUCACAGGGACCCAGACCUUCGGCCAUCGCUGUCGCUGGUUUCUCUAACUGGACUGCCAACUUUAUAGUGGGAAUGGGAUUCCCGUACAUUGAGGAGCUCUGCGGCGCCUACGUGUUCAUCAUCUUCACAGUGCUGCUGCUCACUUUCUUCAUCUUCACCUACUUCAAAGUGCCGGAGACGAAGGGCCGGACGUUUGACGACAUCGCUGCGGGCUUCCGUCAGUCGGCUGGCGGAGGAGAGAAGCACUCGCCGGAGGAGCUGAACAGCCUGGGGGCCGAUUCCCAGCUCUGAGAGACUCUUUUUUUUUUUUUUCUACACUUCUAACAAACUCUUUCUCAGACAGAGGAAGGAUUGAGAAGGGUCUACUAACUCAGAAGUAGACAGAUUCAUUGGUAGAAUAAUUUUCACACUUGUCUCCACAUUUCGGGCGUCGUUACCAAAACACAGAGCGGCCCUGUGUGAUUCUCCAACAUGAUGUCUUCUGCUGCCCCUAACAAACACACACACACACCUACAUAAACACACACACCUACACACACACACUCCAUGGGCACUAUGUUGCCUGGCGGAUGUGGGCGGGGGAGUUGAUGAGGAUAGAUGUGGAGAGUUUUUAAUAUUUUAAAGGUUUUUUUAAAGAAGGAAAAGGAGUGUCUGCAUCAAUCAAACAACCUUCUUUCACUCAUUCAUCCCUGACAUGCGCUCCUGCUCUGUUCUCUAUCACCUGUUACAGGACAGUCCGCUUUUAUUACCUGCUUUUUUAGCUUUUAGAGAUCUCUUCACUGUGCUCUAUAUGUUAUCAAUCAUACUGUAAAAGCUGUUACACUGUAGACUCUAGCACUGAAGAUGCUGCACAGACGGUCACCAGCAGGUGGUGCACUGCCCUUAAGAAAGUCCUGAUGCUUCCUUAUUUAUAGCUUUUAAAGUACACAAACUGUGAUAUGUUGUUUUAAUGCUGUAAGGAUUUUAAAUUUCUUAUUGAACAUUUUAACACAGAAAGUAACACUCCACAUAUUUGGCAUUAUUGUUACAUAUUUACUCUUGCUGGACAACAUUUUACUCUUUAUUGUUUGGUAUGAGACUCUUCUCAUUGAAAAUGUCAUGACUAAAACACAAAACUGCGUUCGCUGCGUCCAGAUAACAUGCAAAUUAAUGAAUAAUUAACCAUUUAUAUAUUUUAUCAUCAUUCCUUUGUAGCAGUACAUUUGUUGAAAUAAAUAUUGGAUUUUUUGAACAAGAGGAGCAGUAACUGCAGGGAUAAUUCAAACAUCUUUUACCAUGACAUAAGAGAAAUACUCCUUUACAAUCAACAGCCCCGAAACCAAAAAAAUCGAUCUCACAAAACUAGGAUGUUUGUGAUUACAAGUGCCUGUUAAACAACAAUCCAGCCUCCUUUGCCUUCAGCGUUUCAGCCUUAUCAUUUUUGUGAGGAGUUUGAGGUCAGAUCGGCCUGAUCCAGACUGAAAUCAUUUCUCAGUGGAAGAAUCUCCACUUACAGUAUUUAUUUUUUGAGUUGAGACCAUAAGUGGAGCUUUCAAAGUCUGCUCAGAGCUGUCUGGGUCUUUUCACACAAUGGGACGCUGCGGUGCUGCACGCUGUUCCUCUGUGACAACUUCACAGCAUCUUCAGAAAAUUAAAAGACAGACAGAAAAAAAGUCAAUAAUGGGGACCAAACUGCCUGAAUGUGCUUUUUAUCCAGGUCAAAUCCAGCGUGUUCCUUCAGCUCCGUUACGUGUUCAGAGAGCUGGACGGGGACUGUUUUGUACCCUGUGCAUUGAAAUCUGCAGUAUUGUUAGCUCCCUCCUACCUUCCUUCUUUUAGCUGUGUACUGUAGCUUUGUAGCUUGACCCACUUCGUUUCGCUGUACAGGUCUUUGACUGCUGUAUCACUUUGUUGAACCUUUCUGCUCUUUAAUUACGUUGUUUAAGGAAAAUUAUCUUUUUAGCAGCACUUUAUUAUUCGUAGUUCUUUGUUACUGUUUUUUUUUUGUACUCAGUGUGGAAAUGUUACUGAGGAGAGACUGAAGUACUGCUGAUGGAUUACUUGAUGUUUUUGAAAUGGAAAUGUGUGCAUAUGUGUCAUUUGUUCUUAUCUAUUACAGCCUUUGUAUGGAGCACAUUUCGCUUGACCGGUUGAGAGUAAAUGUGGUGAUGUUCCUGGUCAAACAAGGACCUCAAAUGAAAUCUGCCACAGCAGUCAAAAUCCUUUCUACCAUUCCAUAUCUGGUUGUUUUUUUGUAUAUAGUCGAUCUUUUCUCAUUUGAGGUGUCACGUGACUCAUCCUGGAAAGCACUGUAACGUCCACUCUGUGCCUUUUUAUGGCCUUCACAUAUCUACACCAGCAAAAUCAUGUAAUGGCACAAAAAAAAAACACUUCCACGCACACACUGAUGUCUAUUGCAAAACUGUAUUUUUUAAAUGUACAUAUCCACCGGUCUGCUGGGGCAUUCAGUUCUAAUGUUGUCUGUAGCCUUUGAAAUCUUUGUAAGGCACAGGUUUGUGGUUUAAACACACAACAUGAUGUAAAUAUAUAAAACUCACUGUGGCCUCACUCACUCUAAAUUUAUAAAAUAUUUAAAAACUUUUUUAAUAGGUGAGUUCAUGAUUAGGGUGCGUUCAGCUUCCACACUUCUGUUUCCUUAUGAUUUUAUAUCUAAAGACAUGUUGUGGCCUAAUAUUACUAUCCUCAUUUUAAUUCUUUUCAUGUAAGGAUUGUGUUAAUGAGAAACACUCAGUAGUGUUUUCAUGUUAGUGCACAGAGUGUAUUUUAAUAUUUGUAAUAAUAAAAAGAUCUGUGUGUGCGGUGUUGGAAUGUGAACCCCUGUCGGAGAGAAAAGAAAUGUGAUGGCUGUUGUCCUGAAUGGUUCCACAAACUUGUGUAAGAGGUUGAAUUGCUGAAUAAAAGAAAUCCUGCAUACAGAGAAAGAUGU
Messenger RNA from Notolabrus celidotus (New Zealand spotty), 4533 nucleotides. RefSeq names its product solute carrier family 2 member 1b (gene slc2a1b). The record is from RefSeq and is a predicted model, not a curated record. The transcript is spliced from 10 exons. Gene Ontology annotation, molecular function: hexose transmembrane transporter activity. Bases 426 to 1898 code for a protein of 490 amino acids. Lineage: Eukaryota; Metazoa; Chordata; Actinopteri; Labriformes; Labridae. Gene Ontology annotation, biological process: monosaccharide transmembrane transport; response to insulin. Gene Ontology annotation, cellular component: basolateral plasma membrane; apical plasma membrane.